Gongylonema pulchrum is the source of this 288-nucleotide messenger RNA. Lineage: Eukaryota; Metazoa; Nematoda; Chromadorea; Rhabditida; Gongylonematidae. The record is from the annotation of a GenBank genome assembly.
AUGCGGAGCCAGGUUUUGCUGGUUGCCUCAGUUUUGCUUGUCGCUUGGUUGCCGCUGUGGCUCGUCUCGGAGCUGUCGUAUGCUUGGGCUGCAGUCCCGAUCGUGGGGCCUGAGGGUUUGUCGGGCGGUGCGCGUCCUGUAAUUAACUGUGGGAUGUUUCAGUGGUGUGUCGGAGAUGGUGCUGCUCGUCGUAAGUGUUGUGCUGUUGCUGGCGACGGUCGCUCUGCUGCUGGUCACGGUGCUGGCUGGCAUCAACAGCUUCUCGGCAUUGUUGCGUGUCUUCAGUGA